UCACGCCUGUAAGGAAGUGAUAGUGAGGAGCAUUAGGGAAGUAUGAAAGAAAGAUGUAUAUUUAAGCAGUGUGUUGGAAGCUGGAGGAUCAGAGAGAUGACUGAAUGCUCUGUUAACGUUUUACAUGUCGUGUAAGAGGGUGUGAGGGAGGUAGGAUACAGUAGAUGGCGGUAGUGUAACUUUAAGGAUGCGAGUCGCCGUAAAACACUAAAGAAGAAGAAGAAGGUGAACACCACCGAAGAAGAAAAAGACUUUCGGGAGGCGGGAAUCUGUUAGGUCUGUUGUCUUUGUUCUGCUACCUUAGAGCAGAGAGCUGCUGGAUCAUAGGAACCGAGACUAAAAUGGAUCAGUACAAACUGGAAAUAAAAGAAGAGGACGUGGACGUCUAUCUAGAACAGAAGCAGAGCGAUACGGAGCAGCAGGACCCGAGUUUAACUGAGCAAAACCGGUCCAUUAGUGGAAUAAAGGAGGAGCAGCAGGACCCGAGUUUAACCGAGCAGGACCGGUCCAUUAGCGGAGCUGAGGAGGAGCAGCAGGACCGUGACCACGCUGGUUCCACAGAUCAACAGGAACACAGAGAACGAAAAGCUUUAAGGCUGUAUCUCCGUCAGCAAUGUAGCCAGGCCUUUACCACACCACCAGAGCCUUAUUCAUGUGAACAGUGUGGAAAAGCAUUCUCUCGGCAGGGUAAUUUACGGGCACACCAACGUGUUCACACUGGAGAGAAACCCUAUUCAUGUGAGCAGUGUGGAAAAGCAUUCUCUCAUCCUGGUCAUUUACAGGUACACAGACGCAUUCACACUGGGGAGAAACCAUAUUCAUGUGAACAGUGUGGAAAUGUAUUCUCUCAACAAAGUACUUUACGGGUACACAGACGCAUUCACACUGGAGAGAAACCAUAUUCAUGUGAACAGUGUGGAAAAGUAUUCUCUCGACACAGCCAUUUACGGACACACCAACGUGUUCAUACUGGAGAAAAACCCUAUUCAUGUGAGCAGUGUGGAAAAGCAUUCUCUCAUCCUGGUCAUUUACAGGUACACAGACGCAUUCACACUGGAGAGAAACCAUAUUCAUGUGAACAGUGUGGAAAUGUAUUCUCUCAACAAAGUACUUUACGGGUACACAGACGCAUUCACACUGGAGAGAAACCAUAUUCAUGUGAACAGUGUGGAAAAGUAUUCUCUCGACACAGCCAUUUACGGACACACCAACGUGUUCAUACUGGAGAAAAACCUCAUUCAUGUGAACAGUGUGGAAAAGCAUUUUCUCAUCACAGUGUUUUACUAACACACAAACGCAUUCACACUGGAGAGAAACCUUAUUUAUGUGAACAGUGUGGAAAAGCGUUCUCUCAACACAGUACUUUACGGGUACACAAACGUUAUCACACUGGAGAGAAACCCUAUUCAUGUGUACAGUGUGGAAAAGCAUUCUCUCGACACCAUCAUUUACAGACACACCAACGUGUUCACACUGGAGAGAAACCUUCAUUCAUGUGAACAGUGUGGAAAAGCAUUCUCUCAACACAGUGGUUUACGGGCACACCAACGUUAUUACACUAGAGAGAAACUUCUUUCAUGCAAACAGUGUAAAAAAGCUUUUUCUCAACACAGUGAUUUACUGAAACUCAAAU
Molecule: messenger RNA, 1633 nt
Organism: Betta splendens (Siamese fighting fish)
Lineage: Eukaryota; Metazoa; Chordata; Actinopteri; Anabantiformes; Osphronemidae
Product: zinc finger protein 239-like
Exons: 2
Coding region: 342-1499 (385 amino acids)
Biological process (GO): negative regulation of transcription by RNA polymerase II; regulation of immune system process; regulation of cytokine production
Source: RefSeq, a predicted model, not a curated record